This is a messenger RNA of Monodelphis domestica (gray short-tailed opossum), 1753 nucleotides long. RefSeq names its product calpain small subunit 1 (gene CAPNS1). Gene Ontology annotation, molecular function: calcium ion binding. Gene Ontology annotation, cellular component: calpain complex. Lineage: Eukaryota; Metazoa; Chordata; Mammalia; Didelphimorphia; Didelphidae. The record is from RefSeq and is a predicted model, not a curated record.
GGGCUUCCGGGGGCGGGGACGGAUUGGGGAUCCGGAAGGGGGCAGCACUUCCUUCUCCCCCCUCCCUCCCCCAGCCUAGACCCGGGCAGCAGCUGUGCGGGCCCCUUCCCCACAACCUGGGCGUCCUACCCAUCUCCACUGUGUAUCUGAGACGCAUAACGCUCCCGAGUGGGUCCCGAAAGCGCGGGCUGCGUCGGGCCUCAGUCAUUCGUCCUAGGGGGAGCGAAGGGAGCUCCCUGUCCUUACAGGUCCCCGAGACACCACAAUGUUCCUGGUUAAUUCAUUCCUCGGAGGUAAGGGCGGCGGCGGCGGCGGCGCGGGCCGCGCUCUCGGGGGGCUGCUCAGCGGCGGUGGCGGCGGCGGCGGCGGUGCUGGGGGCAUCGGCAAUGUCAUCGGGGGGCUGCUCAGCGGUGGCGGUGGCGGCGGCGGCGGCGGCGCUGGGGGAGCCAUGGGCUUCCUAGGAGGGGUCAUCAGCGCCAUCAGCGAGGCCGCAGCCAAUUAUAACCCAGAGCCCCCGCCUCCUCGAACCCACUUCUCUAACAUCGAGGCCAAUGAAAGCGAGGAGGUCCGACAGUUCAGGAGGCUGUUUACUCAGCUGGCGGGAGAUGACAUGGAAGUCAGCGCCUCGGAACUGAUGAACAUCCUGAAUAAGGUGGUGACUCGACACCCUGACCUGAAGACCGAUGGUUUCGGCAUUGACACCUGUCGGAGUAUGGUGGCUGUCAUGGAUAGCGAUACCACCGGCAAACUUGGCUUUGAGGAGUUUAAGUAUCUCUGGAACAACAUCAAGAAGUGGCAGGCCAUCUAUAAACAGUUCGACACAGACCGCUCGGGGACCAUCGGCAGCAACGAGCUUCCUGGCGCCUUUGAGGCUGCAGGUUUCCGGCUCAACCCAGAGCUGUACCAGAUGAUCAUUCGCCGCUACUCGGACGAGGACGGGAACAUGGACUUCGACAACUUCAUCAGCUGCCUGGUGCGCCUGGACGCCAUGUUCCGUGCCUUUAAGUCUCUGGACAAAGACGGGAGCGGCCAGAUCCGAGUGAACAUCCAGGAGUGGCUGCAGCUGACCAUGUACUCCUGAGGCCGGCCGCCGGAGCACCAAGAAGCCACCCCGUCAUUCGGCCCCCAGCGUGGGAGUCCUGUGGUCACCUCGGAACACUGACGUCGUCCCCAGCACCCCGUCUUCACCCUGACCGGCCCCUCCCCCAGGAUCCCCCAGCCCUCCCUCCUCUCCCUGACCGGCCCCUCCCCCAGGAUCCCCCAGCCCUCCCUCCUCUCCCUGACCGGCCCCUCCCCCAGGAUCCCCCAGCACCCCAUCAUUAUCCCCCUCCCCCAACAUACCACACGCUAUUCCCCCCCUUCCCAGCAUCCUGAACAGUCACGUGCUAACACGCCGGUGCCGCCCCCAGCCGCACCCCUGUAAGUCUGCCGUGCUCGGGCUCCCCCCACCCCACAGACGCAUCCUGUGCCCGCUCCUGCCAACACGUCACGCUAACCCGCGGCCCCCAGCGCCCCUGUAGGCCUGUCAUGUGCUAGCUCCUGGCUCCACCCAGCCCCCUGCAAGUGCAUGCAUGUGCUUUGCCAUGCUGGACACGCCGGCCCGGUGCCAUACCCUUUCCUCUUCCCUCCCCCCCAUCUAGUGCCUUUUCGGGUUCCCCUCAUGCUUCGGGCCCCUCCUGGGGGGGGUGCCUGGGGUGGGGGGGGCAGGGCCUUUGGGCUGCCCUAAAGCCCAUAAUAAACAGUGGUCACAAGA